GAUCCAACAUUCCUUCAUUUCUUUCAAUUUUUUAUUCUCUCAUUUUGUGCGCUUGUUUUUUGUUAUGCGGAAAUAUGUUUCUCUGCAUUAGUUUGGUGUUUGUGAGUUCAUGAAGGUUUGGCGUUCUAUUUAGCGUUUUCCGUUAACGCACUGCAUUGUUUUCGUGUGUUGAGUUUUUGGAAUCUGGAGCUACUGAGCAGAUUUGUUUGAAAGCUUUGUUCUCUUUUUAUUUGUUUUGUGGUUGAUUUGGAUAUGGAUGCAUGCACAAAUAGUUUAGAUGAAAUAUGAUUUAACAUUGAAGAAUAGAUUUUGUAUUUUGUCGAAUCAAAUUAUGAUUUGAGAGAUUGGUUGAUGAAAAUUUAGUUGCAUUGUUAGUUAUGUUCAAUUUUGUGUUUAAAACUUAGGCAUCUAUGAUCGGGCUCCUCUAAGGAUAAGUUGAGUCACCGAAGUAACGGAAAAUAGUAAUAGACGCGGGACUUAAAAUUUUCUAUUGCCUGUCUUGUAUUGGUACUGAUGAUGGUUUGUUUUGAGUUCUUCCUUCCAAAUAAGAUUGCCGUCGCAGUCUUGUAUUGUUCUGCCCUGCAUAUAAAUUUAUGUUCAAGGCUAAAUUUAGAAACUUGAUUUUUGGUUUCGUUUUUUACUUUUUCCUCCACUAACGUGAAUGGUAAAUUCUAUUAAUGAAUGUUUCAUUAUGUCCGUAGUAGUGUUAGAUAACUAUAAACGGGUGAUCUAGUGCACGAGGCUCUCACCUAUUAGGGUUUGGGGUAUGUGCAGGAAGAUCAUAAACUGAGAGGCUAAUCCCGUGAUCUUCAAGUCACAGGCAAAAAUCUUACUGUUGCACAGAGGCUUACUCUUUUGUUAAAGGGCCAUACUGUUUAAAAUUGUUAUUCAUUACUAUUUGAAGUAUUUUUUUUGUAUAAGAAGGGCUCUCCUUAGAAGUUGUUUCUUUAUGUGUGAUCCUAUGAGCAAAAAUUGGUGGCGAACCAUGGGAGAAUCUACGUAUGCGUAGAGAAUUGUUGCUCUUUCAGGUCAAGAGUCCUGUUAAAUGCCGAAAAAAGCCCCUUCCAGAGAACAUUUGUUAACCAGGUAAAGCGAUGUGCAGAAAUGUCAAGAAAGCUACGAUUCUUCAAGGAUCAAAUCAAUAAAGCUGGUCUAGUGGCUUCUCCUUCGGUCUUGCAAUCAGAUAUUCACCUGGAGGAUUUAGAGAUACAACUUGCUGAGCAUGAACAUGAGCUAAUUGAAAUGAACUCUAACAGUGAGAAACUUCGGCAAUCAUAUAAUGAACUGCUGGAGUUCAAGAUUGUAUUAGAAAAGGCAUGUAGUUUUCUUGUUUCAAGCCAUGGUGCUGUCAUUUCAGAAGAGCGAGAAUUGGAGGAGAAUGUUUUCUCAAAGGGAAACUAUGUCGAGACGCCAUUUUUAUAUCAACAGGAAAUGACACCUGCACCGUCAGAUCAAUCUGGUUUAAGAUUUAUCAGUGGGAUAAUUUGUAAAUCCAAGGUUCUUAGAUUUGAAAGGAUGUUGUUUCGAGCUACGAGAGGGAAUAUGCUUUUCAAUCAGGCACCAGCUGAUGAACAAAUCAUAGAUCCUAUUUCAUAUGAGAUGGUUGAGAAAAUUGUCUUUGUUGUGUUCUUCUCUGGGGAGCAAGCAAGAACAAAGAUCCUGAAAAUUUGUGAAGCAUUUGGUGCAAAUUGUUACCCUGUCCCUGAAGAUAUAAGUAAGCAGAGGCAAAUAACAUCAGAGGUAUCGGCACGCCUUGCAGACUUAGAGGCAACUCUGGAAGCUGGAAUUAGGCAUCGGAACAAGGCUCUAGCUUCUGUAGGAGGCCCUUUAACAAUAUGGAUGGACAUGGUAAGAAGAGAGAAGUCUGUGUAUGAUACACUGAACAUGUUAAACUUUGAUGUCACCAAAAAAUGUCUUGUUGGAGAGGGCUGGUGCCCUGUAUUUGCAAAAACACAGAUUCAGGAGGCACUGCAACGUGCAACUUUUGACAGCAAUUCUGAGGUUGGCAUAAUCUUUCAUUCAAUGGAUGCUCUGGAAUCACCACCUACAUAUUUUAGGACCAACAUUUUCACAGGUCCAUAUCAGGAAAUUGUUGAUGCAUAUGGUGUUGCAAGAUAUCAAGAAGCAAAUCCUGCAGUUUAUACAGUUAUUACAUUCCCUUUUCUUUUUGCGGUGAUGUUUGGCGACUGGGGUCAUGGAAUUUGCCUGUUGCUGGGAGCAUUGGUUCUUAUAGCACGUGAGAGCAAGCUCAGCACCCAGCGCCUUGGAAGCUUUAUGGAGAUGCUAUUUGGUGGGCGCUAUGUGCUACUUUUGAUGUCUCUAUUUUCUAUUUAUUGUGGGUUAAUAUACAAUGAAUUCUUCUCUGUUCCUUAUCACAUAUUUGGUGCCUCUGCUUACAAAUGCCGAGAUAAUACAUGCAGGGAUGCACAUACUACUGGCUUAGUAAAAUAUCGAGAACCAUAUCCAUUUGGUGUGGAUCCCAGCUGGCGGGGAAGUCGAUCAGAAUUGCCUUUUCUAAACUCUCUCAAGAUGAAGAUGUCCAUUCUGUUUGGUGUGGUGCACAUGAACUUGGGAAUUAUAUUAAGUUAUUUCAAUGCUCAUUUCUUUGGCAGCUCACUGGAUAUAAGGUACCAGUUUGUGCCCCAGAUGAUUUUCCUUAAUUGUUUAUUUGGAUAUCUAUCCCUUCUCAUCAUUGUUAAGUGGUGCACUGGCUCUCAGGCAGAUCUUUAUCAUGUAAUGAUUUACAUGUUUUUAAGCCCUUUCGACAAUCUUGGUGAGAAUCAAUUGUUCUGGGGUCAAAGACCACUUCAAGUUGUGUUGUUGCUUUUGUCUGUAAUUGCAGUUCCGUGGAUGCUCUUUCCAAAACCUUUUAUGUUAAAGAAGCUUCAUAAUGAGAGAUUUCAAGGACGCACUUAUGGUGUGCUUAAUUCCUCUGAGGUUGAUCUUGAGUUGGAACCAGGUUCUGCCAGGCAACGUGACGAUGACUUCAAUUUCACAGAAGUCUUCGUUCACCAAAUGAUUCACUCCAUUGAGUUUGUCCUAGGUUCAGUUUCAAAUACGGCCUCAUAUCUACGACUUUGGGCAUUAAGCUUGGCUCACUCAGAACUUUCUACUGUUUUUUAUGAGAAAGUCCUGCUACUUGCUUGGGGGUAUGACAAUCUUAUCAUUCGGUUGCUCGGACUAGCUGUCUUUUCCUUUGCAACUGCCUUUAUACUAUUAAUGAUGGAGAGUCUCAGUGCUUUUCUUCACGCGUUGCGUCUUCACUGGGUGGAAUUUCAGAAUAAAUUUUACCAUGGCGAUGGAUGCAAGUUCAAGCCUUUUUCCUUUGCUUCCUUAACAGAGGAUGAAAGUUGAUCCAUUCUUGUCUGUCUUGGAACACUGUUGGCAAAUAUGUGCAAAAAGCAUAUAUACAAAAGUAGAAGAAGGAACACAAUUAGAAAUUGUGGGAUCCUAUUUAGUGGCGAUAACCCAGCAACAAUAUUCUGGCUCAUUUUCCCAUGGCUAUGCUGGUGUGACAGAUUUAGACCAACAGUAAUGAACGGCAUCUGUAACAGAAUAUUUACUUUCUAAUUUUUCUUUUUCUUUCUUAGAGUAGGAGAAUGGGAAGAGAUUAGGGAACGGAAUGGUUAGACUAAUUUUGUAAAAAGAAAUCCAUCAUAGUUUUUCUAUUGGUUAUUUGGGGUUACACAUACACACAUAAUGUAGCGCGGGCCUUCCUAGGAUACAGUCAUGUAGGCAUUUACUCUGAUUUUUUUUCUUGUAAUGAUUAAUGAUUAAUCACAAGUUAUAGAACCAUCUAUGUGAUCUUGUUUGGUAUCUGUGCCCUUCUCUAGCAAUAAAAUAAAGUGAUGUUCCAAAUAUCCUUUUUACGG
Messenger RNA from Vigna radiata var. radiata (mung bean), 3872 nucleotides. Its product is annotated as V-type proton ATPase subunit a1. NCBI's taxonomy places the organism in Eukaryota, Viridiplantae, Streptophyta, Magnoliopsida, Fabales, Fabaceae. The record is from RefSeq and is a predicted model, not a curated record. Gene Ontology annotation, biological process: proton transmembrane transport; vacuolar acidification. The transcript is spliced from 18 exons. Gene Ontology annotation, molecular function: ATPase binding; proton-transporting ATPase activity, rotational mechanism. The coding region runs from base 1105 to 3354 and encodes 749 amino acids. Gene Ontology annotation, cellular component: vacuolar proton-transporting V-type ATPase complex; vacuolar proton-transporting V-type ATPase, V0 domain.